Messenger RNA from Quercus robur (English oak), 2555 nucleotides. Its product is annotated as protein PLASTID TRANSCRIPTIONALLY ACTIVE 10. Gene Ontology annotation, molecular function: RNA binding. The coding region runs from base 78 to 2162 and encodes 694 amino acids. Gene Ontology annotation, cellular component: chloroplast; plastid-encoded plastid RNA polymerase complex. The transcript is spliced from 12 exons. The record is from RefSeq and is a predicted model, not a curated record. Lineage: Eukaryota; Viridiplantae; Streptophyta; Magnoliopsida; Fagales; Fagaceae.
CACUUCCAGGCUCCACUCUCUCCACUCUCCGCACUCUCUCUUCAUUCAUCCCAACACAGCACUUCUACCAGGUCCAAAUGCAACUCCUCCAAACCCCUCAUUUCUUCACCUUCCCUAAACCCCUAAACCCCAUUUCCAAAUCCCAUCACCAUAUCCAACCAUGUCACUCUCCUCUCUUCCUUUCCAAAACCCCACUUCAACUUCAUUUCUCCACCACCACCACCACCCCCCAUUGCUUUAGCUCCGACGAGUUCCCUGUAGACGAGACCUUCCUCUCAAACUACGGUCCCAAAGACAAAGAAACCGAAGACGAAGCUCGAAUUCGCAACUGGGUCGAGCGAGAUUGGGCUCCUUGGGAAGAAAUCCUAACCCCAGAAGCCCGUUUCGCUCGCUUAAGCCUCAACGAGGGUGAAGAAGUCCCUCUCCAAUCCCCAGAAGCCAUUGAAGCUUUCAAAAUGCUCAAACCCAGUUACCGGAAAAAGAAAAUGGAGGAGGUGGGUCUCACUGAGGAUGAUUAUUAUAGAAAACAGUUUGAUUAUAAGGGUGAGGUACCUGAACCUUUGGAGACUUUGUGGGCUACUCCAAUGAUUGCACAACACGUGGUGCCGAGGGAUUGGCCACCGCGGGGUUGGGAGGUGGAUAAGAAGGAGCUUGAGUAUAUAAGGGAAGGUCAUAAGUUGGAGGGUGUGAGGAGAGUUGGGUUGGAGGAAUUGGAGGAGGCACAAAUGGUGAGUGAUACUGAGGAUGUGUGUUUUGAUAGGUACAAGGUGUUUUUGAAGCAGUACAAGGAGUGGGUUGAGGCCAACAAGGAUAGGUUGGAGGAAGAGUCGUAUAAGUAUGACCAAGAUUUCCAUCCUGGUAGGAGGAAAAGAGGCAAGGACUACAAAGAAGGAAUGUAUGAACUUCCUUUUUAUUAUCCAGGACAAAUUUGUUCAGGGAAGGUGACUACCUUGCACCUUUAUCAAGGAGCAUUUGUUGACAUUGGAGGUGUAUAUGAUGGGUGGGUCCCUAUAAAAGGUAAUGAUUGGUAUUGGAUUCGCCAUCACAUAAAAGUUGGUAUGCAUGUCAUAGUUGAAAUUCUGGCAAAGCGAGAUCCUUAUCGCUUUCGAUUUCCUAUUGAAAUGCGUUUUGUCGAUCCAAAUAUAGAUCACCUGAUCUUUAAGAGAUUUGACUAUCCACCUAUAUUUCAUCGUGAUGAUACUAAUCUAGAUGAAUUACGGCGUGAUUGUGGAAGACCUCCGGUUCCUAGAAAAGAUCCAGGAAGCAAACCGGAAGAGGAACCUUUGUUGUCAGAUCACCCUUAUGUUGAUAAGUUGUGGCAGAUACAUAAUGCUGAGCAGAUGAUUUUGGAUGAUUUGGAGGCUAAUCCUGAGAAAUACAAAGGCAAAAAAUUAUCAGAGUUAACCGAUGAUGAGGAUUUUGAUGAGGAAAACAGUGUCAUACACACCAAAGCUUAUUAUAAGAAAGCUUUACUGCCAAAAGUGAUUCUGAAAACAAGCGUUAAAGAACUUGACUUGGAGCCAGCCUUUGCUGAGCGUCAGCACCAUAAUAAACUAAGAAGGGAAGCAGAGGAAAGAGGAGAGAAAUACAAAAUUGACAAGCUGAGACGAAAUAUUGAAAUGGAUGAGUAUGACUUAUUACAUUGGCGUCGAUCAUUUGAAGAAAGGGAAGCUUUGAUUAGAGACAUCAGCUGCCGUCAAGCUCUUGGUCUACCAUUGGAAGAGCCAGGAAGGUAUAAAGAUGCCAGUUUCUUUGGGAAGGAUAAAUAUGACCCUUCAAACCCUCUAUAUCGAUAUGACUACUGGGGAGAGCCCAAGAACUCAGAGGAGAGUAAGCAAGAGCGGAUGACAGAUGCCCACAACAAAUCUAUUGUGGGUAAUGGCGUUGUCUGGUAUGAAAUGUCAUAUGAUGAUUGCAUCAAGCAGAAGAUGAAAAGAGAAGCUGAGGAACAGGCACAAAAACAAGCUGAUCGUGAAGAUUCAAAAAGAGACCAUGAUGAGGAUGAGGAUGAGGAUGAUGAUGAUGAAGAUGACGACGACGACGACGACGACUAUGAUUUGUUCAGCAUUUUACGAAACUAUAAUGUUGAUGAUUCAAACCAACCCCAUGUUAAUGGGACUGAAUCUUCCAGAAUGUCAGAUGAGGGUAUGUUUGAGGAUUAGUUCAUGGUAUAAGCGAGUAUUAGAGCAUGGUUUUCUGUACAGUUGUUUAUAUAAAUUGUUAAUGAGGAAAACCCAUUUACGGUAUUCAGAAAUGCUCUCGUUUUUCCUUUUGGGGAGAGGGUCUUGAAUAUUAUGUGAAGUUGUAAAGAGAUACUUCUUCUGAGGUAUAACUUAGGUUCUUUAAGUUGUUAGCUUAGUUGGGGUUCGAGGGAUGCCCUAGUGAUUCCAACACCUCUUGCGGGGCCUGAGCACUGGGGUUCGAACCCCACCAACCGUCUCACCGUAUUUACAAAAAAAAGAAAAGGAUAAAAAAGAAGACAAGUUGUAAGUUAAAAGUAUUUUCUAAUUGUCUUUGCUAUUGAUAAGUUUAUAUAUCCACUGAGACUUGCAUUA